Dissoconium aciculare CBS 342.82 is the source of this 1079-nucleotide messenger RNA. RefSeq names its product translation initiation factor eIF-5A. Gene Ontology annotation, molecular function: ribosome binding; RNA binding; translation elongation factor activity. Lineage: Eukaryota; Fungi; Ascomycota; Dothideomycetes; Mycosphaerellales; Dissoconiaceae. Gene Ontology annotation, biological process: positive regulation of translational elongation; positive regulation of translational termination. The transcript has 4 exons. Bases 337 to 822 code for a protein of 161 amino acids. The record is from RefSeq and is a predicted model, not a curated record.
GUUGGACAACAUCGUCAGGGAUACACAGCGCCUCACACUACCCAACACCAUAGGAGCACUGUGGGAGAGGUAUGAAUGAUAGAUCCCAAUUGCCUGCACCGAUUUCCCAAAGAUCCAGACACGGGUGACGGGUUGCGGGAGGAGACCCCUACCAAAGACGACCUUUUUGGGCAAAUCAGAACGUGCCGCCACUUCUCUUGGUCCGUGCAUGAUUGAUUUUGCCCCUCCACUUUCGCUCGGUAGUCUGUUAAUUCACACUUCCUGCGCUCUGAGAUUUGACGAAUCUUGCUUCGCAAACAUCAUUCUCUCAAUCAUCCUUGGACACGAACAGCAAACAUGGCGGACGAUGCCCAGCAUGAGCACACCUUCGACAGCGCCGAUGCUGGUGCGUCCGACACUUUCCCCAUGCAGUGCUCUGCUUUGAGGAAGAACGGACACGUCUGCAUCAAGAACCGCCCGUGCAAGAUCGUCGAAAUGUCCACCUCGAAGACUGGCAAGCACGGUCACGCCAAAGUCCACUUGGUCGCUGUCGACAUUUUCACCGGCAAGAAGAUGGAAGAUCUGUGCCCGUCCACACACAACAUGAACGUGCCCAACGUGUCUCGCCGCGAAUUCCAGCUUCUCGACAUCACCGACGAUGGUUUCCUCUCCCUCAUGUCCGACGACGGUACCACCAAGGACGACGUUAAGGUUCCCGACGGUGAAGCCGGAGACAAGAUCAACAAGCUCUUCACCGAGGAGGGCAAGGACACCAACGUUAUCAUCCUUGCUGCCAUGGGUGAAGAGGCCGCCAUUGAUGCCAAGGAAGCCCCCAAGGGUUAGAUUUCCUGUUAUUUUGUUCAAAUUGUCACGAAUCCAAUGCGACAACGAAGCUUGUAUGCGGACUCGAGCGUCAUUUAUGGGUGUACGUCAAAAGAAAAGGGAAUGGGAAAUGAGGGCAUGGAUGGUGUUGUAGAGCGGGUCAAUUGGACUUUGGUGUUCUCUCUGAGGAUCAGCCGCGAAGUCCUUGCUUGCAUCAUGAAGCGGCUCAUAGGCUUUGCCCAGCGAAUCAAUCACAAUGAACAAGUCCAAAAGUUACG